AUGCCUUCUUCCCAGGAUUCAGGGGUGACUGGCGCCGCCAAGUUCGUCACCUCGACCCUCGGCAACACGGUCGGUGGGGUCUCUCGCACCGUCGGCGGGGUGACGGGGGCCGCCGGGCGAGGCGUCGGCGACACCAUUACGGGGGCGACGGGGAGCGCAGGCAAGCCCGUCGGGGAUGCGUUGGGUAGCGUGGGAACUGGAGUCGAGGACGGGGCCCGGAGGAUUGCACGGGGAAUCGAGGAUGCUGGACAGUGGAAAUGA
Aspergillus sclerotioniger CBS 115572 is the source of this 261-nucleotide messenger RNA. RefSeq lists its product as uncharacterized. The coding region runs from base 1 to 261 and encodes 86 amino acids. NCBI's taxonomy places the organism in Eukaryota, Fungi, Ascomycota, Eurotiomycetes, Eurotiales, Aspergillaceae. The record is from RefSeq and is a predicted model, not a curated record. The transcript has a single exon.